GCCGCCAGGGGCCGGGACAGAACUACCGAUCCCGGCGUGCCCUGCUGGCGACCCGGCACCGUGACCCGCCGCGGGCCGAGGGAGCGGCUCCGGCAGGAAGGCGGCGGAGGGGCCCGGUCACCCAGCCGCGGCCAUGAGCUCGGGCAGAGAGUCCCAGGGCCACCACGGCCUCAAGCGAGCGGCCUCCCCCGAUGGCUCCAGCAGCUGGGAGGCGGCGGACCUGGGCAACGAGGAGCGGAAGCAGAAGUUCCUGCGGCUGAUGGGCGCUGGCAAGAAAGAACAUACUGGCCGCCUUGUUAUCGGAGACCACAGAUCAACCUCUCACUUCAGGACAGGGGAAGAAGACAAGAAAAUGAAUGAAGAAUUGGAGUCUCAGUACCAACAAAGCAUGGACAGCACGAUGUCUGGACGAAACCGGCGCCAUUGUGGACUUGGUUUCAGUGAGUUUCAGGAAAGUGAAGAACAAGAAGAGGCAGCUGGACACUCCUCUGAAGAGAGCUCCGAGAACUCUGAAAGUGGCUCUGAGUCAGAGCAAGAGGAGUCUGCAGAGGAGCUACAAGCUGCUGAAAAACAUGAUGAAGCUGAGGUUCCAGAGAACAAAAAAGAAGCAAAAAGCAACUAUAAAAUGAUGUUUGUUAAAGCCAGUGGUUCAUAACUGCAGAUGUAACAGCUUUGUAUUUAAAGUACAGUAAGCCUUAUUGUUACAGUGCAAAGUGGAGGACUGCUACAGCACAGAUCUUUGUAUUAUGAUUUUAAAAAGACCCCAUUAGAUGACAAAAAGUAGUAUUUGCUUUCCAUUGCCAUGGAUAACAUUUUUAUGGGCGCAGUGAUAUUACUGGUUUUUGUAAAGUGUAUAAAAUACUGGAUGGAGAAAUAAAAUUUUUUGUUGUUGCCC
This is a messenger RNA of Falco peregrinus (peregrine falcon), 895 nucleotides long. RefSeq names its product chromosome 9 C11orf58 homolog (gene C9H11orf58). The transcript has 5 exons. Bases 134 to 655 code for a protein of 173 amino acids. The record is from RefSeq and is a predicted model, not a curated record. Lineage: Eukaryota; Metazoa; Chordata; Aves; Falconiformes; Falconidae.